Molecule: messenger RNA, 1173 nt
Organism: Vespa crabro (European hornet)
Lineage: Eukaryota; Metazoa; Arthropoda; Insecta; Hymenoptera; Vespidae
Exons: 2
Coding region: 273-1019 (248 amino acids)
Source: RefSeq, a predicted model, not a curated record
AGGGGAGAUAAACAAAUGAAGUGAAACUAACCGACUAAAAACGAAUAAGCCCGAAUAGAAUCGAGCAGACUUCGAGUAUGUUCGGUAUUGGACGCGAGCCUCAUUCAUCGCGCCUCCUCGGUUGAGUGUUGUGAAAUAAUAUCGUUGUGUGGUGUUUUUUUUAUUUCUUCGACAAAUACGUAUAAAUUAGCAUUCCCGCGUUGUACUAGGAUCAGUAGUACGAAUAUAUUAUCUUUAGCUUUGAAUUUGUUUUGAAAACAAUUUUAUGAAAAAUGGCGGUUGCGAGCGACGCUCUAUAUAACACGAGGAUGGCGUCUUACGUAUCGUCUAGCGCGUAUUACGGUUACGUACCUCUCUGUACAAGAGAAAAUAUGUUUGAUCAUAUUAAUGAGUGUAAUAGCGACAGCAGUGCACCUAGUAUCGCGAGUAACCAUUACGGUUCAGCUAUGGAAACGGAUGAUGAUGAAUAUGACUAUUCUGCGGCGUCAUGCCGUCUGAAUAACCAUUACGUGAUUCCAGAGACGUCGUUGAGGAGGUGGCACGAGGUCGACAAUAGACAGCAAUACCAUUGUUUAUCAUCGACGGAGCAACAACAGGCGGUCCAUGGCGCCGACACGACGCGACGCAGGAACCGGAAACGAUCCAAUAACGAUAGCGGUUCAACUAUAGAAUUGAAAAAAUGUCGUAAAGGCAGCUGCGUUUACUAUGGUACAGGGAAUGCAAAGAACUAUGGAUUGGCCACAAUGCAUUAUGAGUCAACGUCAUUAUGCUUAAAUUCUAUCAACGAUAAAACCUUGGAUCAUUCCUUGGUUAUGACUGAAAGCUGCUGCAGGGCAGCAGGUAAUCAUAGUUUAAUAUGUAAUGCAGAUUAUAGACAUUUAUCACCAAGCAAUGGUUCUAAGUCGAGUGACAGCAGUGUGGAACUUGGGGAAUUAUUGUUCGAGACUCAUGGAUGCUCCAUAUAUCAUCAUUAUAGACAACAACAAUUUGCAAAACAUGAUAUUGAAACGGAAUUUUAAUUAGGUUCUUUAACUUAAACCGUUUUUCAUAUCUUUUCACAUUACAUUUGUAUUGAAGACCAUAUUCUUUGUUACAUAUUUAUAUCCUCUCCCCAAUAUGUCAUUGCUCUGUUCGUGUGGAUCAAAAUAAAUAUUUACUUUUUGAUAGAUAAAA